AUGCCACUUGAAGAGAUCAGUCCCAACAUCCAGAAAGAUGUCUCCCACAAUGGCGCCACACAGGAUGACCUGCAACCAACGACGUCCAUGGCCUCACUUCGCUCCGGUGCCGUGCAAAGCAUGCUGAGAAACACGACUGAAUUGGGAGACUGUGGCCAAUUCGCUGUUCGGCCUUCACGGAUACCUCGUUCCAGUUCCCGCUUGCAGUCAUCUAAACGCCGUGCUGGUUCCUUCGAUACCUCGUUCAACCCUCACCUCGAGUACCAACGACCACCACGACGACAGUCUCACCGCCGCCACCAUGGGCCUCGGCAGGUUCCAUCAUCUUCGGCCUUAUCAGGACGAGAGACUAUUCAUUCUGCCCAGACAUCUCUUCACUCAGAGUUCCGCUCCAAGAGAGCUGGUCCACGGCAUAGAUCCCAACAACACCUCACUGGUCCCGGCGUCCCUGCUCGUCCACUUCACUCGCAUAGGUCGCUGAUCACUCUCCGCAGUCACCGUGACUUUCACAGCCUGCAUUCGAGUUCCCCCCUGAUCACUUCUGGCCACAGACGCCGGACCGGUUAUCGGGCUUCCUCUCCUGCCCUCAGUGAGGCAUAUCCCUACAGGCAUGGUGCAAGACAUGGCUAUCCAAGAGUGGGAAGUGUCGGAACGGUUGCAUCCUCCCCCAUCUCUGCGUAUCGUUUGCGUCCUGGCCCACCUGUAUAUCCUACCGACCUGAAUAAUUCCACCUCUUCCUUCGUUCGUUUGCCGUCGCCAGCAAUCUCCUCUCUCAAUGAGUUUGCUGGUCAUCCCUAUCAAAGGACCACUACUCCCAUGUCCAAUUCUCUCCAGAGUUUCCGGCCAGUCUGGAAUCACAGCGCUGCCUCGUCUCGAGGUCUACCGAAGUCUCCAACUGAGUCUACGACACCUCACUACUACGACUACUCUGAAUCAUUUCUCGAGGAGGAUUGUUUCUCUCCUCCCGACGACACCUCUGCCGCCAAUUUGCCCUUCAAUAUGGACCAGACAAUCCUAGACAACCUCCCCGCACCAGAACGACGCCAAGCUCAAUCACCUUUCGGCACAGUCCCUGGCUCAGCCUUUCAUCCAUUGGAGCUGCCGACCGCGCAUAACCGCCGAGUGAGCGAGCAGUCAAAGCAGUCCAAGUAUAGCUUCGUUGGCAUGAUUCCACCCCGGAAGUCAAGCCUUGGGGCCACCACCGCACCACCGAUGAGGUCUCUUUCUGGAAAUAAAAAGGUGAUUGAGAGACUUCCUCCUUCCGAGCAGGACCACCUCGAUCGACGAUCGAAAGACGAAAAAGAUAAUUCGCAGACGUCGACCACCUCACGUCGAACGUGUGGCUCAAGUCACUCGAGUGCAUUCUUUCCAAAUACAAGUCGAAGCCCGCGUGAUCUUACAACUCUUGCUGCCCGAGUCCAUUCGCCUGUAUUUGACCACAAGCCUUCCAUAUCUAGGUUGAUGGAAUAUGGAGAUCCGCAUUGUGACGAAAGCUACCAACCAGCAUUCCGUGGCGUUCAACGGGCUCACUCUCAGUGGGAAUUACCUUCAUUUAAUUUUAGACCACUGUCCUUCGGUUCUUACUCGUCUGGGUUAAAGGAACGACCAAAGACAUCUGGCGACAUUCGUUCGAAAGAUCACCCCGAGAUCUUGUCGCCAAUGCCCGAGCGGCCAAUGUCAUCGCAGAGUAGGAAGCGAUUCAGUCGCAUUCUGGAAAUUUCUGAUAGUUAUGUGCCUGACCAGGGAAAACCGGCUCAUUUUGUUCAGACCUUCUCUCGGCUGGAUGCCGUUGAAGAGCAUCCAGACUUGCAGUUCCUCGAAAGAGUUCUGUCACCCCAACUGCGAGAUAGGCCAAAGUUAGGAGCUGUCGAGGAGCAGAGCCAGUGGGAGAAAAUGGCGACUGAGCAAGCACUCCCCAGCACUAACGCAGACGGCAGUCAGAUUACCAUGCAUGAAAGGUCCACCAUCGAGUCCCUUCUCGAUAGACAUAUUGAAUGUCUAGGACUGAAUGACGACGGGACCGACUGCGACGAUGCACCACAUCUCCAAACACACAGUCCCCCUGAGCAUUCAGAGGCGGCAGUGAAUAGUAGCGUGGAGAGCACCAUCCGAGCAACGUCCAGUAUGCCGCGGUUUUUGUCUUCAUGCAACUUGAGACCGACGACCUCGAGCUCAACUAUUCGACACUCCAGCCUCGCCAGUUCGGAAAGGCGUCGACUCAUUCCCCGGCGUCUGUUUGCCAGUAUGGAUGCCAGACUUUCUCCUGGAGCCAUUCUAGAAGAUCAAGUCAAUUCUAGAUUCAUUUUGUCUUCUGUGAGCUCCGGAUUUCGGGAUCAUUCAUCUGGGUGGCAGACACUCCAGUCAACCAGCGGACUCUUGACCUCAGAGUCGACGAAGUCUACCCGAUCCAACGCAAAAUUUUCACUGACUUCUGGAGACAUGGCCGACAUUGACUCGGACCCACCACAGACGAAAUUCAAGGUCCGAAGAUUGUCGGAGCUGAGUCUCAGCCCAGAGGUAACUGGCGAAUUGCCGACUCAAGGAGCGCUACAUACUCAUCGCAGGUCAAAAAGCGACACGCUCGCAAGACAAGCAUCGCAUCAAAGACGGCGAGCACGAAUUCUGAUGAAGAGCCGGAGGAAAUCCCAGAGUCUUGGGCAAUUGGGAGUCCUCGAACAAACGGGACAGUUGCUGGAGGUCGUUGGGCGAGAUGAAGAAUGGGUAACUGAUGAUUCGCCCGAAAAGAUGAGCGAGACCUCGCCAGUCGCUGGCUACGCCGAAUUGAGUGCAGAUUCAGUGGCAGUACUGCCUCCAACGACGGUCUCUGCAGGUAGUAUUCUUGUGCCGACGCCUAUGCCUCGGAGAUGGACCAGUAUGCUGGCGGCGAUGCCGGACCCUGUCAAGAAAGGCAUUGAAAUUGUUCGAAAAGCAUCAGUCAGGACUGUCCAUUCGCACCGAAGCAAUACUAGCGUCAUCGAGCCUUUGAACAGUACACGGUACAGUUCUCAGAUUCCCCGCUUGGGAUCGGUGCCCCAGCUAGCACCUCCUGAAUUAGGGCCGCCGCUCACUUCUUCAGAACUGAAUCUCAGCCUUCGGUUCCCGGACCAACCUCAGGCGCUGUAUAGGCCGCCUCUCCGAGAAGUCCAAAGCUUCUUCUCUGACGACAGCUCGGCUGCAAUGGCGCAGAAACAGCCUUCUACCAUCAGAAAGAAAUUUGACCUGCACAGCCUUCGCAGUGGAUUCACAAAGUCCACAGGACUGCUGGGAACACGACAUAGCUCUACCCAACAGGAAACCAGUACACUGAGACUCAGCCAGUCGUGCCAUAUAAAAACACAGCAUUCGUUCGAGUAUCCACAUCCAGAUUUGGGAGAUACGGUUCCAAUGUCCGAUUUUGCGUACAAGAAGCGGAAAGUGCUCAGCCGAGUCAAGGAUUGGUGGAAGAGACAGUGCAUGCAGAAGACCUUUGCUCUCGUGAGGAACCGAAGUGGCAGGAAUAUGCAACAUGGAGCUUUUGCAUAG
Molecule: messenger RNA, 3522 nt
Organism: Fonsecaea pedrosoi CBS 271.37
Lineage: Eukaryota; Fungi; Ascomycota; Eurotiomycetes; Chaetothyriales; Herpotrichiellaceae
Exons: 2
Coding region: 1-3522 (1173 amino acids)
Source: RefSeq, a predicted model, not a curated record